Molecule: messenger RNA, 1788 nt
Organism: Eimeria maxima
Lineage: Eukaryota; Apicomplexa; Conoidasida; Eucoccidiorida; Eimeriidae
Product: 40S ribosomal protein S3, putative
Exons: 1
Coding region: 1-1788 (595 amino acids)
Source: RefSeq, a predicted model, not a curated record
AUGGGUAACGCAAACUCCGCCGAAGACUGCAGCAGCAGCAGCAGCAGCGUCAGCAGCGAAGACGAGGCUUGCGAGCUUGACGGCUCAGAGGCCUUGCAUGCAUAUGAUGCUGCUGCCUACACCCCUCCCCUCGAGCAGCAGCAACUGCAGCAGCAGCAACAGCAGCAGCAGCAGCAGCAGCAGGACUGCGACGCAGACUUCUAUGAUGCAUGCUCAGAUGGCGACGUCUCUCCCGCUGGAGAUUCUCUCGAGGUAUCGAGACACCAUACACCACAGCAGCAGCAGCAGCAGCAGCAGCAGUUGCAGAUUCAGCAGAGGGUACAGCAGCAACUGCAGCAGCAGCUGCAGCAGCAAUUCAGCUCCUGCAGCAGCAGCAGGAGAGAAUCUGUUUGGCACUCAACUAGCAGCUUAGCUUCUCUUCCGCAGGAAGCAGCACUUCGUGUUGCAGAGACAGCAGCAACAGCAGCAGUUGCUGCUGUUGCUGCUGCUACACAGACACAUGGAUUAUUUGCUGCUGCAGUACAUGGACAGCCUGUUACCUGCUGCCGACAUAAACGGCAUCGCUGCUGCAGUAGCAGCAGCAGCUGCAGCAGCAGCAGAUGCAGUAGCAGCAGCUGCAGCAGCAGCUGCAGCUGUGCUGUUGCUCUCCGCUCACGACACAAAAGGCGUCGGCUGCUCAUGCAGCAGCAGCAACGGCAGCACCACCACGAUCACCAACCGCGGAGCUCCCAUCAGCAGCAGCAGCAGCAGCAGCAGGAGCAGCAGCCAACAUGCGGCACACCUGUUGCUGUUAGGGGCAGCAGCAGCAGCAGCAGCAGCAGCAAAUCGCCUAGGUGUCUGUCACCCCCCAAAACGCCUUGCAGCAUCAGCAGUUACCGUAGCAGCAGGAUUGGCAGCAGCAGCAGCAGCAGUAGCAGCAGCAGCAGCAGUAGCAGCAGCAGCAGUAGUAGCAGCCAGCCCCUAAUGCUUCGUGAUACACCUCAUCGCCAUCAUCACGAGCACAAGCAGCAGCAAGAACAGCGAAAGCAGCAGCAGCAGCAACAGCAACAGCAGCAGCAGCAGUCACUAAGCAGAAGCAACUCCCGCCAUAGUCUCUGCGGCAAACGCACAGCAGCAGCAGCCGUUGCUGCUGUUGCUUCUCCUCCAAGGCCAAUAGCAGCAGCACCUGGGCCAUCUUCCCUUGCUGCCGUUGCUGCUGCUGCUGCAUUUGCUGCUGCGUCUCGUGUGCCUGCAGCAGCAGUAGCAAGAACGGCAGCAGCAGCAGCAGCAGCAGCAAAGGCAGGGCCACCGCAGCAGCGCAGCAGAAGCCCUACUGUUGCUGCUUCGCAGCAACUCGAUUCUGUCUCCCAAGAGCAGCAGCAGCAGGAAAAGCAGCAGCAACAGCAACAGCAGCAACAGCAGGAAAAGCAGCAGCAACAGCAACAGCAGCAACAGCAGCAACAGGAACAGCAGAAGACGGACUCUCCCGAGCCAAACGAAUCAGAGAGGCACCAGCAGCAGACGCAACAGCAGCAACAGCAACAGCAGCAGCAGCAGCAGCAGCAGCAGCAGCAAGAGAGCAGCCGUAGCCUGCAUCCACUGCAGCAACGUUCUUUGCGGCAGCUGCAGCAGCUGCCGCUGCAGCGCCGCUGCUGCUUGUUAGUUAAUUCUGUCUAUGACGCAUCUCCUGAUGUUUUGCUGCUGCGGCAAGGCAGCACCUUCUACUACUGCUUCUGCAAGGUCUGCAGCAGCAGCAGGAGCAGCAGCAGCAGCAGCAGCAGUAGCAGUAGCAGCAGCAGUAGCAGUUGA